UUCAAAGUGUUAGUUCAUGACCAUAAAGUAAGUUCUCUUCAGUUUACAUAUGUUUUAAAUGCGUUUUGAAGUGUAUUAUUUAACAUUAUAGUUUACACAGGCAUGUAUGGGCAUGUAACGAUUCACGUGUGAUCGUCGAUAGAUAAACAAGAUAUGAUGUGCAAUUUCUACUAAAUACAGCUUUUGAUGUUACAGUUUACAUAGUAAUUGGUUAUGUCUUGAUACUGUGUAAGGAUUAACCAGUAUUGCUACGUUUUUGAUUAUGUUAUUUGAGAAUUGAUAAACGGUUUAAUGGACCUGGAUUUAUUAAUAUAUUAAGACUGAAACCAUUUUGUGGGACCAGAUCAAUAGUUAUAUUGUCUUUAAUUGCAUCCUCUGCAUAUUGAAAACUACAGCUGUUAUUUAGAUUAUAAUGAAAAUGCUGUUAUUCUUGAUUAAGAAGUGUCUGAUUUAUUUGUAAACCUGUUUUACUUAUACUGUUAUGUUUUGUUAUUUUUAGACUCAUUUUGAAUACACUUUGGAAAGAAGCUACAGUCUCCUCAUUCAUUGUGUCCUGACCGACACACCAGGAGUGUAUACUGCUGAUAAUUCAAACCCAAGCCUAGCAGUCUCUUUCCUCUCCAACAACUGGUCCUUCGAGCCGGAUGCAGUGUUCAUUCCGGGUACCAUGGAAUCUGAUGAGGAGAUCGUUGGAACAUCCAGAUCAAAACGCCAAACACGUCCACCAGUACGUCUCCAUGACUUCGAAGUGCAGUAUGUAGGUGGCAGAGCUGUAACGGAACCUGCUAUUUCACCCCACUGGGAGGUACCAGCCCCUUUGACACCUCUCCAGUCAUCAUGGCACAAUCCUAAUUACCUCUGUGAUGAUGCUGCGCUUCCCACAGGCCCUCGGUUGAGAUCACCAAGCUUCAGUUCUGCAGAGCAUAGUGAAAACCUACCUCAGUCAUUCAUGUCAGCCCAGCAGCCCAGAUACCCUAUGCCUGAGUACUAUAAUGAGCUACAAGCCAUUCGCAGAGAGAAUGCACAGCUGCUGCAGACACACCAAGCCUUUCGUGAUGACAUGAUGGAGUUGAAAGCAGUUAGUACUGAGUUCAAAGAACUAGUUAAAGUUGCUCAAGCCUUGAGAGCAGAGCUCAGUCCAAGUAAAAGCCAUGAUAGUCCUCCAGUGCGAUCAGAUCCCAAAUUGCCAUCCCGUCCUUCCUGCCACGUUGACCAGACAGAGCAGGCCACACCAGCUGAGGAUAAAGAAUGGCCUGAGCUUCCACCCUGGCCUGAGCCCGAAUUAGAACUGAGAAGGGGCAUGGAGACUUUAAAGUUAUCAAAACCCAGUACAGCUACAUACCAACGAGAGGUACCGAGGUACUCGAAGGCCUCCAAGUCUCAAUCUUCCCAAUCAUAUCUGCCUUCUCAGUAUUAUUCUCAAAGUACAGAUGUGCUACCUCCGCCACCAACCCCUGAAGACCUCAGAGAGUUGUUAUCCUCAACUGCACAGUCCUUAUAUCGGAAACCUUCACAGGUUCAAAUCCCAGUUUCUUCUCCUCGAUAUGGAGCCAUGCCAGCUCAGCCAAGUCAUCCAACACCUGCAGUUAAAGUAGAGUCCAAUAUACCACAUUUUUCCCACACCUCAGGGUCAGAGUAUGUCUAUAGAGGGCCUACCCCUACCAUCCCCAAGUUCAGCCGGCCAGAUCCAAGCGAGUUCGCCAGACUUCGAAUUGCCUUAGAGAAUUUGCUUCCUCCAGAUGGGACUGAACUCUUUAAGUAUCAAAUACUGGUGGACCAUUUAAAGUUGGAUGAAGCUAAGCUGAUUGCGGAUGCCUUUCUGAACUCGCCUACCCCAUUUACUGACACCAUGGUGGCCCUCCAUGAGAAGUUUGGUCAGCCCCACCAACUAGCAUUGAGGAAAAUUGCCAGUGUUUUAGAAGCUCCUGAUGUAAGGCGUGGGGAUACUGUUGCAUUUCAAAAGUUUGCUCUGCAGGUACAGUCGUUGGUGGGUUUGUUGAAAACUUUAGGACCUGAAGGUGACAUUGAAUUGAAUUGUGGGUCACAUGUGGCACGCCUUGUGAGUAAACUUCCUACUGAGCAACGAGCUGAGUUCCGCCGUCACAUGUUCCGGCAACCUGGAACUGUACCUACUCUGCACGACCUUUCAAACUGGCUCCGCUAUGAAGCUUGGUGUCAUGACUUUGAUGUUGAAAUUGUCUCACGAGGAGUCCAAGACCGUCAGACUUUCCGACCUGUACAGAGUAAAAGGACUGUAGCCGUUCUUCAUGGAGUUGGAGAGGCUCAUAAUUUAACUUCCCUAUCACCUCAGAAGGGUACUACUCAAAGGACCAAGUCAAGUGAAAUGAAACGGUUUUGCCCAUUCUGUGAUAGCACAGAGCAUUAUUUGAGUCAAUGCAAAGCAUUCGCUAAACUUACCACUGAUCAGGCCAAAGACUGGAUUCGAGAAAAUAAUCGUUGUUGGCGCUGUGCCAGGACUCACCACGCUGCUCAGUGUGACCUGAAGAAGCCCUGCAACCUAUGUCAAGGCAAACAUCUUCGACCUCUGCACAAUGUAAACGUUAGAUCUUCCAAAGAGGAUACAGUUAGUAGUGAGAAAACCUGCCUUACCAAUUCCUCUCCAGACAGAUUUUACCUGGACAAACCAGUGGUUGGGAACCGUGUAAUGCUGAAGGUAGUACCUAUCCAUGUUCAUUAUGAAGACCGCACUUUAGAUACAUUUGCACUUCUGGAUGAUGGCUCUGAGAGGACCAUCUUGCUCCUUACUGCUGCCAAAGCCCUCGGUAUACAGGGUACACCUGAAGAUCUCUCCUUGCACACUGUUCGACAAGACAUUGAAGUUCUUUGUGGGUCAUCUAUCUCCUUUCAAGUAUCCUCAACCCACAAGCCUCAAAUUCUUUACAAAAUCGAACAUGCCUUCACUGCUGAUCGCCUCAAUUUGUCACGACAGUCUUAUCCUGUGGAUCAGCUGCAGAAGAAGUAUCACCACUUACAUGGUCUUCCCAUCCUGCAAAUUAAAGAUGUUCAGCCUCUACUUCUGAUUGGGUCAGAUCAGCCCCAUCUCAUUACCCCAAUUGAACCUGUCAGAUUAGGUUCUCCAGGUGGACCUGCUGCUGUCCUCACACUCCUGGGAUGGACCCUCCAGGGCCCUGCAUCAUUCAUGGGGCGGCCUGCAUCCUCCCAACAAUGCCUGCUGACAUCAGUCCUUCCACCUCAAGAUGAGCUCUUUAAGAAUGUCCAAAGGCUCUGGCAGAUGGAAACUGUUCCACACAGAGAUGAGAAAGAGGUGACUCGGUCUAAACAAGAUCAGGAAGCUUUAAAGUUACUCGAAACCAAGACCAUCCGCACCGAAGUCAAUGGCAUUCUUCGACUUGCAACACCCUUGUUACGGCAGAAAGAUAUGCCUAUGUUGCAUGCCCCUAAGGAAUCAGUCAUGCCUAACCUGCGCAGUAUUGAGAAACGUUUGUUGAAGGAUACGGUGAAAGCAGAGAUCUACAGAGCUGAGAUGGAGAAGCUCAAGCAGACAGGAGCUGUCCAGGAAGUAAAUAAAGAAACAACAGACUCAGAGGAAUGUUGGUAUAUACCUCACCACAUUGUCAGUCAUAACGGGAAAUCUCGUGUGGUUUUCAACUGUUCCCACCAAUAUCAUGGGCAGAGUCUCAAUCAGUAUCUGCUGCCUGGCCCUACACUUGGCGCAUCAUUGCUAGGUGUGCUCAUCAGAUUUAGGGAGCAUUCAGUCGCAGUAAGUGGUGACAUCAAGGCGAUGUUCCAUCAGGUCCGCCUCCUUCCCGAAGAUCGUCCCCUACUGCGUUUCCUGUGGCGUGAUCUGAAAGUGGGAGAACCACCUAAAGUUUUCGAAUGGCAGGUGUUACCAUUUGGCACUGCAUGCAGUCCGUGCUGUGCCACUUAUGCUCUGCAGCGCCAUGUGACCGAGCACAGUGUGGCUGAUGAAUCCAUCAGGUUCUCAGUAGAGAAAUGUUUUUAUGUGGACAAUUGCCUUCAGAGUCUGAGCACCCCUGAAGCGGCGAGGUGUCUGGUUGAUGGAUUGAGAGAGAUGCUUUCUACAGCUGGAUUUGAGAUACGACAGUGGGCCAGCAAUGUUCCCGGAGUUCUGAGUCAUUUACCCACAGAAGCUCAAGCUGAGAGCUUGGAACUUUGGUUAGCUCAAGACAAGACCGACAUAUCAGAAUCAACCUUAGGUCUACACUGGAACUGGCAGACUGAUAAACUGUCAUUCAAGAGCCGACCUGUCGUGUAUAAGACUCCCACCCUCAGGAACAUCUACAAGGUCCUAGCCACUCAAUAUGACCCUCUCGGACUUCUUUUGCCGUACACUACUCGAGCCAAGGUCAUCAUUAGGCAGCUAUGGAAUAAGCAGCGGGGUUGGGAUGAUCCAAACUUACCUCCUGAACUCUUGCAGUCAUGGCACGUCUGGGAGAAUGAACUCCAGUACCUACCAAACAUAACCCUCCCUAGGACUUAUGUCCCUCUUGAGGUGGAGAAGGAUGGUGCCAUACAUGAAGUUCACAUCUUUUCAGAUGCCUCAGAACAGGCAUAUGGAGCUGUGGCAUACAUGAGGACCACUGACAAAAGAGGCCAAGUGUACCUGUCUUUCAUGGUAGCUCGAUCCCGAGUAGCACCCAAACGUUCUCAUUCCAUUCCUCGAUUGGAACUUUGUGGAGCUCUUGUGGCUGCUCAGUUAGCCAGAUUGCUUCAGAGGGAACUGACCUUGCAAAUUGAGACCACGGUGUUGUGGACAGACUCCUCCACUGUCCUUACCUGGCUGAACUCGGAAUCAUGCCAUUACAAAGUUUUUGUUGGCAAUAGAGUUGCCGAAAUCCAGGAGCUAACAGGGAAUUGUUCUUGGCGCUAUGUGGAUUCUGCUAGCAAUCCUGCCGAUGACCUCACCAGAGGCAGACCACUGAAUGUUCUUUCAGGGAUAAAUAGAUGGUCUCAAGGACCUCCCUUUUUACUCCAAGAUCCAGCCACCUGGCCAGUAAUGCCAGGAACAGACCUGACAGAUGACCCCACAGAGCUACGGAAGUCUGCCUUUUGCGGUACCGCUGCAGUACCACCCCGAUCCAGUGUACCGGAUGCUUGGAACUAUCACACCUGGCAAGAACUCCUGGAUGCCACUGCUAAGGAAAUUCAGGUAAACUCUACCUCUGAUUCCUUUCCCGAUGCAAAUGAUUAUAAUCAAGCGGAGAUCCUUAUUCUCAAGCGAGUACAGCAGGAGUCUUUUCCCAAUGACUAUCAACAUUUGGAGAAAGGAAAGCCAGUGUCUGCUGACAGUAAUCUUCUUACCUUAGCUCCUGAACUGGACAGAUUUAGUGGUUUAAUCAGAGUGGGAGGUCGAUUGAGGAGAGCUGAGUCAAUAGAAAAAUGUACCUUACACCCCAUUGUAUUGGACGCUCAUUAUCCAGUCACCCGUCUACUGAUUAAGCAUUAUGAUUGCAAGUUACAUCACCCAGGAGCUGAGCGUGUGUUUGCCGAAAUCCGACGCCAUUAUUGGAUUCUUCGUGGUCGUGAAGCCAUUCGUCGGCACCAGCAUGGGUGUCCAGAAUGUCAGCGUUGGAGGGCACAGCCAACUAUUUCUAAAAUGGCAGACUUGCCUUCUGCCCGUCUCCGUCUCCACAAACCUGCCUUUUACUCAUGUGGUGUAGACUGCUUUGGACCAAUGCUUAUUAAAAUUGGGAGACGCACAGAGAAACGCUGGGGGAUAAUCUUUAAGUGUCUAACUACUAGAGCGGUGCACUUGGACCUCCUCAGUACCAUGAAUACUGAUUCCUUCCUGAUGGCCUUUAGGCGGUUUGUUGCACGAAGGGGAACACCAAUGGAACUGUGGUCAGACAGGGGAACAAAUUUCAAAGGGGGUGAAAGAGAGCUGAGAGAAGCAUUCGCUGAAAUGGCUCCUGACUUACAGAAACAGCUUGCUCGACAGAGGAUACAAUUUCAUUUCAAUCCUCCAGCAGCCCCACAUUUCGGAGGAGUGUGGGAGAGAGAGGUACGAUCGGUAAAGUCAGCCCUUUAUACUACUGUGGGAGCUCAGUCCGUUCCGGAAGAAGUCCUGCUGACAGUUCUCCUAGAGGUAGAAUCUAUUCUUAACUCAAAGCCUUUAGGGUACGUGUCUUCGGAUGUUGCCGACAUUGACCCAGUGACCCCAAACAGUUUGCUCAUGGGGCGGCCAGAUGGUUCCUUGCCACAGGUAAUCUACCCGGAGUCUGAAUUGUUAAGUCGCAGACGCUGGAGGCAUUCGCAAGUCCUGGCGGAUAACUUCUGGUCCAGGUUUAUCCGAAACUACCUCCCAGGCCUCCAGACACGGCAAAAGUGGCAGUCCUCACCCCCAGAUCUAACAGAGAAAACGGUUGUUAUGAUUGUAGAUCCACAGAUGCCUAGGGCCCUCUGGCCUGUUGGACAUGUCAUCAGGACGCACCGCAGUUCGGAUGGACAUGUCAGGUCUGCUGAUGUGGAUAUAAAGGGGCAAGUCUACACCAGACCCGUAGCACGGUUGGUGAUCCAUCCAGCUCUGCCAGAUAACGAAACCCAUCCUACCAACUCAUCCUAAGUUAAGCCGCCUUUUAGUAGGAGCAAAGUUGCACAGCACCUUUGGGGGCGGCUGUAUGAAAGGCUCCUAGAGAAAUUAGGUCUUUUAUUGAAGGGACUGUUAUUUUGAUAAUUGUAGACUGUAUUUCGACGUACAUCCAGUAGGAGGCAUUAUUGUACUGGUUUGCUGCCUGAUGACUGCUUGUAUUAUUACUGAGAGAACGGCAGCUGUGCUCAAGUUUUCCUCAGCUGCGCACCGAAGUUUUUCCUGCCUGUUAUUUUGGAUGUUUGUCGGCGUUUGGUGUUUCAAAGUGUUAGUUCAUGACCAUAAAACUCAUUUUGAAUACACUUUGGAAAGAAGCUACAGUCUCCUCAUUCAUUGUGUCCUGACCGACACACCAGGAGUGUAUACUGCUGAUAAUUCAAACCCAAGCCUAGCAGUCUCUUUCCUCUCCAACAAUACAUGAUGCUGUUUUGUUUAUAAUUCUUUAAGCAACUUAAUUCAUAAUAAUUGUUUAUAAUAAAUAUUUUAGAUAUUAUGUUGUUUUUUCAGAGUCAUGUAUUCUAAUGCUUUGAAUAAACGUGCAGUAAUAUUUUGCUCGAUGCGCUAUCUUGAGGCCUCAGAAGAGAAGCAAAAAGCUUUUCUUCACCCUAACUGAAAUUAUUAUGCAUUUUUAAUUUGAAUACAAUGCGAAUUUUGAUCAUAUUUAAGUAAAAAAUUUGAAUUGUUUUCCAGCUAUUUUGACAGCCCUAGGCGAUUCUAGCCCUAAUCUGUAUCUGUAUGCAUGAAACUGUCUGAAUACAGUCAGAUUCACAUUUCACAUUUCUGUUGUAAAAAGAGAAACAAUGUGCAGAAGUAUUAUUUGCUGUUAUGCGUGUGUCCGAAGCUGCAGUUGCUGUGUGAUGCAUGUGACGCCUCCGUUCGCGUGAACAACCAAUGAACGUCCACGAUGUGAAGCGGGAAAAAGUUCCUUUGUCUCUGGGGAAACACCCACUCUAAUAAGUUCUGAUUUAUCAGAUUUCAGCAGUGAUAUUCCAGCAAGUUCGUUAUUCCAGAUUAAUACAUUUUACACACCUUGCAUAUAGGUGGUUAGUUGGGUCUUAUGAGGUUUUAUGAGUUGCUAAAGGUGUAGGGUUACACUCAUGAUUCUAUUUGAGAACAUUGAAAUUAGGAGAAACAUUUCCAAUUUACAAGUCAGCAAAUUAUAAUCCUCGCAUAACAAGUAUUAACCAUUUUAUGCAACGCACAAACAUAUUCAAAAUACAUAUUAUUA
Messenger RNA from Carassius auratus (goldfish), 7817 nucleotides. RefSeq lists its product as uncharacterized. Bases 668 to 6565 code for a protein of 1965 amino acids. Gene Ontology annotation, biological process: DNA integration. Gene Ontology annotation, molecular function: nucleic acid binding. The record is from RefSeq and is a predicted model, not a curated record. The transcript has 2 exons. NCBI's taxonomy places the organism in Eukaryota, Metazoa, Chordata, Actinopteri, Cypriniformes, Cyprinidae.